Lytechinus variegatus (green sea urchin) is the source of this 7147-nucleotide messenger RNA. Its product is annotated as S-adenosyl-L-methionine-dependent tRNA 4-demethylwyosine synthase TYW1-like. NCBI's taxonomy places the organism in Eukaryota, Metazoa, Echinodermata, Echinoidea, Temnopleuroida, Toxopneustidae. Gene Ontology annotation, molecular function: 4 iron, 4 sulfur cluster binding; FMN binding; catalytic activity. Gene Ontology annotation, biological process: wybutosine biosynthetic process. The coding region runs from base 29 to 2200 and encodes 723 amino acids. The transcript has 17 exons. The record is from RefSeq and is a predicted model, not a curated record.
UACUCUUACUUUAAUUUGGUUUACUGAAAUGUUGAAUAAAUGGAUCGGGCUUACUUAUGCCUUCCUUUCAGUUGGUAAUAGCAAUGCAAGUAAGUUUCUGCUGGGUGAAGCCAUGAAUACCUCUGAUAUAUGGAUGGGUCCAGUCGGAUGGGAGUGGAUGUGGCUAGCAGUUGCUGCAGUGAUUGGAAUAUUUAUCUUUCUUGGACACAGAAAGAAGGUUCAAGGGUUACAUGUAAAAGGCAAAGAUGAUCAGACUAUAUCCAUAUCAGCAUCAAAUGAGAUAUCUUCACUGUGUAUAUCAAACGUAAAGAUAUUCUAUGGCACUCAGACUGGUACAGCAAAGGACCUUGCAACUCAACUAGCAAAAGAUAUCCCUAGCCCAGUGAAGAAAGAUGUGAUUGAUCUGAAGGAGUUUGACCCAGAGAAACAUGUUUUAUUAGAUCAAGAUGAUGAAACAUUAUGUGUGUACAUCCUAUCUACCUAUACGGAUGGUGAGCCUCCUGAGGGUGGGGCAUGGUUCUAUCGAUGGCUCCAUGAAUCCGUCAAUGAUUUUAGAGUGCCUAGAACUUUACUCAAAGGACAUAGAUUCGCUGUCUUUGGACUUGGGAAUUCACUUUAUCAGGAUCAUUAUAACACAGUCAGUAAAAAUGUACAACAAUGGCUGACAGACUUGAGUGCCAGGCCAUUCCUCCCAAGAGGAGAAGGGGAUGGCAAUGUUGCAGCAAGCAAGCAUGGUGGUACUGAGGCGGAUUUUGCUGCGUGGAAAUCUGAUUUUCUUCAGGCUGUAGUAAAGGGCAAUGGAACUGGUGAUAAUGCAUGCAGUUGUAAUCAAAAUGGAACAUGCCAGUCGAUAAGCAAAGGUCAAAUGUCAUUGAAGCAGAACACUGUGGAUCAAGGUCUUGUUAAUGCCGAUGAGGAGAAGGUGGAUGAUGGUUUGGACAGUGACCAAGAAGAUCCUGAUGAAAUGGAUGUCAUCGAUGUCGAAGACCUGGGAUCAGUCAUGAACAAGAUGAAGAAUGCCAAGGCCAUGAAUGGAGUGAAACAAAGUACUGAACCAAAGGAAAUGGUCACGCCAACCAUCAGGAAAAAUCUUACAAAGCAAGGUUAUCGAAUCAUUGGUUCUCAUUCAGGAGUGAAGUUAUGUAGAUGGACAAAGAGCAUGCUUCGUGGUAGAGGUGGAUGUUACAAGCAUACAUUCUAUGGUAUUGAGAGUCAUCGAUGCAUGGAGUCCACACCCAGUCUAGCAUGUGCCAAUAAAUGUGUCUUCUGUUGGAGACACCAUACAAAUCCAGUUGGUACGGAGUGGAAAUGGCAAAUGGAUGAUGCUGAAACCAUUGUAGAGGGAGCCCUAAAGAACCACUAUAACUUAAUUAAACAAUUCAAAGGAGUACCAGGGGUAAAGCAAGAAAGAAUGAUUGAAGCUAUGAGGGUGCAACAUUGCGCCCUAUCACUGGUAGGAGAACCCAUCAUGUACCCUAAGAUCAACCGUCUUGUAGAACUACUCCAUAAGGAAAAGAUCUCCACCUUCUUGGUCACGAAUGCUCAGUUUCCUGAUGCAAUCAAGAAUCUGCUACCAGUUACUCAGCUGUAUGUGAGUGUUGAUGCUAGUACAAAGGAAAGCUUGAAGAAAGUAGAUCGCCCUCUAUUUAGAGACUUCUGGCCCAGGUUUCUUGAUAGCUUGAAAGCCCUAUCUGAUAAGGGCCAGAGGACAGUAUAUCGUCUUACUCUAGUCAAGGCAUGGAACGAUGAGGAGAUACAGUCCUAUGCAAACCUUGUACAACUCGGCAAACCAGAUUUCAUUGAGGUCAAGGGUGUAACCUACUGUGGUGAGUCGAAAGCCAGCACACUGACCAUGCAGAACAUCCCUUGGCAUGAGGAAGUUGUUCACUUUGUACAGAAACUCAUGGACCUUCUACCAGAGUAUGAGAUAGCUAGCGAACAUGAACAUUCAAACUGUGUUCUGGCAGCUAAUACAAAGUUCAAGAAGGAUGGUGAAUGGUGGACUUGGAUCGAUUACCCACAAUUCCAUGCGCUGAUGGCUGAAUAUGAUGCGAGCGAGGGAAAGAAAAUAUUCACGGCAGAGGACUACAUGGCAAAGACCCCUUCAUGGGCUGUGUACGGGUGCAAAGAGCAAGGUUUUGAUCCACAGGAGACUCGAUUUUACAGGAAGGGAAAGAAGAAGGAUAUGGGUGGAUGCUGAGCUGUCAGUCUUGUAGGUAAAGAUUCAAUGCUGAAGUUUGGAAGCAGAAAGAUAAAAUCCCAUAGGAAAGGAACUACCAGAGGCAUUGACUAGGAGUAUUACAGUGAAACAGAUCAUACCUUGUCAAAGUAUGAAACAAAAUAUGGUAUGUCAUUUCAAGAUCAGAUUUAACUGAGUUGGGCAAACACUGCUUGUUUUCUGUGGAAUACUUGCCAAGGACAAAAACUAGUGUUUUGUUCAGAGGAGACCUGAUUAUUCAGGAAAAGAAUUUAGUGGAUGAUGAAUUUGGAAGUCAUAAGCAAUUUCCUGCUAGGAAAUAAAAUUGGACUUUCCAUUGAUGAUGGAAUAAUAAGGAUUGGUUGGGACUACAUGUAUGGUAUAUGAGAUGCUACCGUAGAGUGGUGGUCUUUAAAGGGAGAAGGCCUAUCUGUUGAAAACUGUUAAUAUCAUCUUGGCAUUAGUCCUCAGUUUUAAACACAUGUGCAGAGUAUUAGUCACCUAAUUUAGAUACAAACAUUUUAAGCAAUAACAUUUUACUGCAUGAGGAUAGAUAAAGGUAUAAAAUUAGGGCUGAAUUAUGCCGGAAAUUUUUCUUUCUGCAUUUCCAUUCUGUCUUAAGUUGAAAUCCAGUGUUCCUUGGGAUGGGUGUCUGGAACUUUGACGCUUUGAAAAGUACAUUCAAUGCUAUGUAUUUGGAUUUUUCCAACAACUAAAAUGCUGUCUCUGUGUUAUAGAUAUUGUACAACAUUGAUUUCUGAAUUUCAAUCAAUAGAAUCAAAAGGCAGAAGAGCUUGUAUUUUCUCCAUUUUCCUGUCUGACGCCGCUAAUAUUUAUCAUGUCUCUAGUAAACAAGAGACUGCCAUAAUAUACUCUAUUUGUUACCACAGACGGAGCUCUAAUGCUCAAGAUUGCUUGGGCCUGCUACAGCCAAAUACUGUUGGAUACAUUGGAAACAGUGGUGAAUUUGGGCAAUGAAACAAAGUUUUACAGCAUGCUUGUCUUACUUCUGUUGGUUGUUUUUAUUCAUAUAAAAUAUUUUAAUUGAGCAGAGUAUGAUCUUGAUUGGCAAACUCAGGUCUAACUGGUUCAAUGGGAUAACUUGAUUCUUCUUACUGGAGGUCCUGUAUUGGAACUAAUUCAUGAUAUUUGAUGGUCAAGAAUAUUGAUCCAACAGUACUAGUACCCUGAUUCAUUACUAGCAUCAAUAUUGUUUUCUAGUAGUUGGUUAAAACACUCCUAAUUUAUAUGCUUAACCAAUACUCAUAUGACCUCACAAAUUUGUCAAAAACCUUCAUCAUCAUUAUAUCAUAUCUCUCACCUUCUUGAUUUAUAAAUUCAUUUUGAAUGAAGGGCAAAGGAAGAAUAUGAAGAAGUGGCUUGCAGAUUGAUUUUGCCAGGUUUUAUAUAGCUUGUUGGAAUCAAGGUCAUACUUAAGAAAAUUGUUUUGUGAAGAUUAUGGCAGUUUUUUUGUGUGUGUGCAAAAUCAUAUAUUUUUAAUCAAUUUUAGAUAUUGAACUAUCACUUGAAAAUAUGGCUGAAUAAAAACAUGUAAAUGCCGUUCAAGUGACUGUUACAUGCAUAAAUGUAUUCCUAUUUUGACAGCCAUUGACCCUAUAGAGAAAAUAGUUGUCCCCAGAAGUUGCCAAAAUAACAAAUUUCACAUCUUUACAUCCAUGAAAAUGAAAUAGUCAUCUAUUUUCAAUAUUCCUUGAAAUUAUUUUGAUUAAGUUGCAAAAUAUCAAGAAAAUGAAGAACACCUUCUUCUACCUUGACUCUGAAAGAUCGUUUUUAGUUGAUAUCACACGAUAUCUUACUAUAAUGCAUGUCUACAUAUGGGAAUAGAAUGCCAAAUUCUGGCCAAUAUCAUACCAAUGUAUGAGCCAUGAAUAAGUUAUUGGAUCAUUGAUAUUGAACUUUGUGCCUUUGGUGUCCUUUUCUCAACUUGAAAAAGAAAAAUCAAGAUAGAGUCAUAAGGCAGGUCAAUCAAUGAAAUUUUGCUCUACCCAUGAUGCAACACAAAUCUUGAAGGUGAUACAAUCUUUAUCUGUACCACGGCCUGCUAGUCAAAGAGAAAUGACAGUAAUUGCAGUAAACACUGCUUUCAUGAUAAAGUCGGUAAAAUAAGGCUUAAUUGUCAGUAUAUCAUUGAGGAUCUAGAUCUGGUACAGUUACAUAAACUGAACUUUGUGAAAUCUUGAAAUCUACGCUGAAAAAUGUUCACACUGAAGAUCACCAACACAGAAAAGCGCACGUGGGACAGUGUAUAAUUACUGCAUUGAAUGUCAGGCCCAACGCUUGACCCGAAUCGUGUGCUUAUUUGCUGAUUUCUCAGCAAUUACACAAUUUCUUCUAGAAUCCUUUGGCACAUAUGUUUUAUCUAUACAAACAGACACUUUCGUGGUCAUUUCAUUAGAUUCUGUACGAACUCAUUUUGAUAUCGUUACCAUAACUGGCAUUUACCUUUAACCCUUACCUCCCAUUUAUUAAUAACCUUUUUCAAAAUAAAUGUAAUGACUUGGGCCUACUUGAAAGGAAAGCAUUUUGUUGAAGUCUGUUUUGCAUUUCAUUUUGAUAAUUUUCAUAUCAUUGUGCAUAUGUUUGUAAUGCUAAAAAUGAUAAUCAUUAUAAUAAUCUAUUAAAAAAAAGGACACUCUUCUUUCUGUGCCUUGAUAUGAAUUAGUGUUUAAAGCAAUGAUAAAUUGAUUGUGUAAAAUUAUUGUAUGAAAUGUGAAAUAUUUUUAUUUUCUUGUCAUUACAACGUGAAUCAAAGUUGGAUUUCUUCCUAAACAUGUGUAAUUUUUAUCAUUGUGACCUAUUGUUAUUCAGUAAACAGUUUCCUUGCUAUCAACUCCGCAAGAAUUAAGAUAAAAUUCAUGCAAUAAAUGAAAAAAGAAAUAGUAAGUGAAUGUCACUAUCUCAUUUUCAUAUCAAUGUGUUGUGCAUAAUAUUGUUUUUUGAAACAUAAACAAAACAAUUAAGAAUUCAUAACUUUCUAAUUUACAUCUGACUUUGAUUAAAUUUUCAUUUUAAAGCUUGUUUGAUUUCUCUUCUUUUUUUUAUUCAAAUCAAUGUUUUGUUGGAUUGGACUUCCACUUUAAAGAAAUUGAAACAUCGGGGAAAUGUUUUUUAUACAGAGGGAAAAAGGCUAUUUAUGAAACAAUAUUUUGAAAGUUUGAAAAUUCUUUUAUACUUUUAUGAUCUUAAAAUAAGCAACUUUGCUUCAUAUUUUACAGUUUUUAGAGACAUCUUAUGUAUCCUGGAGGAGUCUUCUCUAUUAUUCUUGUCUCUUGAAACAAUUAUUUCUAGAAAGUGCCACAAGAACAUGUGCCUCUAACAUUCUCUUUAUAUGCAUUUGCUGUCAUGUUUCUUGUGUGUAAUGAGGUAUAAAGCCAACUUAUUUCCAUCAUUCAGGUGACUCUGCCUUAGUCAAAUAUCUAUGGACCCUAGAAUUUUUUUUGACUGAGGAGAAAUUUGACUUAAAAGAUGUUAUAAACACUUUUCGCAUAUUCUGGUCCGACAAUGAAUUGCAAGCAAUUUAUGGUCAUUAUUUGGGAAUGCCCAUUACAAGAAAGCAACAUGUAAAAUCCCUGAUCAUCAUGAGCACCGUGAAUAAAAAGCUGUGCACACAAUUUUAAUGGCCCAGCACAAAGACUUAGAAUGAAUUAUUUAUUUUUAGAUGCUGUAAAUUGUUACACCCUCAAGGUAAAUAUGUGAUGGAAAUUAACAGAAUGUUGUUUCAUCGAAGUAGGCCCCUGUUUAAUAAAACUUGUUACCAAUGACAAGUCUAAAGCUAAUGUUAAAAGCUACUGAAAUGGUGCCAUAUGAUUGAUUGACAGCAAGCUCACUUUACCAUUUUUCAAUUUGUAACCAAUUAGUUUUAUGAAACAGAAUUGCAAUAAUGAAAUAGUAAAUAAAUUUUUUUAAAUAUGUGGUAUGCGGUGGUUUUUAUUUCUUUACAUUAUGUAUUAAUUCAGAUGAAAAUGCAGGGAUCAGUGGAAAAUUCCAAUGAUGAAAAAAUGAAGUUACAUGAUGGGAAAAAGAACUGGUUGGUCAGUGAAAGAGAGGAACUCCAGUAAUAGCCUUCAACUUGUGCAAAGUUGAAUGAUUAUGCUAUCUAAGAGUUGAUUUUUACAAAGUUGGUAUAUUUCAUUUUUGAGGAUUAUUGAUUGAUAAUGUUUAUUCAUGUUUAAAAAUGUACAAUUUUGUUUUAAAAGAAUAAUAUUUCAUUGUGUAUCAUUAUAACAGGGUAUGUAUUCUUACUUGUAUGUGAGCAGAUUCACAACCGCUCAGGUAUAGUCAAAUGGUAACAUUACAGAAGAAGUUAUUCAAGCAUGUACCAAGCAGAAAAUUAAGCUGAAUGAUAAUGUGACAUUAAAAGUUCAAUUAAUGUAUAUGGUUCAUAAUACAUCACCUCUCGUGAUUCUGGCUCUGAUAUUGUAAAUGGAAUAGGGGCCUGGUUUGUUUCAGACAAUGAAAUUGCUUGAAGUUUAUAAAUAGAUGCAAUAGAACCCAACAAGCGAACAGGUUUUAAGGGUGUCAACUCUUACCCCACCCUUAUCCAAUGCACCUCUAUUUGCUGGCCUGCUCUUAAGUAAAAUUAAGACUAGUAAUUGUGAAACCUCGCAAGUUAUGGGUAAGUUAUAUUGCUUAUGCUAUGGUCACAAAUAACUUCAUGAACACCAUACGAACAGUUUUAUACCAUGUUUUGCUAUGUAUGAAAAUCGUUUGUAAAGGUAUUUGCAACCAUAGCAUUAAUCAUGAUUGAAAGUUAAUGAAACUAUAAUACCCUAAUAUAUGAUAUCAUGCUUCCUAUCACAAACAAUUUGUUUUAUUAUUCUUUGUUUUUGUAAAACUAUAUCCAUUUAUGGAUUCAUAAGUAAAUUGAUAAUUUAAGUGUGUACAUUUAUUCACUGACAUAUUUUCCAUGAAUAAAUUAUGGAGACAAGU